CAUGACAGGCUGGGAACCGUAGGAUGCAAUACAUGCGGUGGCUGAUACAGUACACGAUGUUGACAAGCAGACACUUUCGCAGGCGUGGCCGAUGGCCUAGUACGUCUCGUUACGUUGAGCCGAAUAAACGUGAUGUAUGAGCACCAGACGCUUGGUGAGCGCGGUCAUGCGAUCUACUAUAAAUGCUUUCUGGGAGUUCAUGCCGGAGCGACUAUCCUCUCCCCUCUCACUUCACCUCGAAGGUUUCAGGGAUGUGGUUGGCCACUUUCGCGCUGCUUGCCACACCUACUGUCGUUAUUGGGCUGGCAAAUUCUGCUCACCUAGACGUGCGUGCCAGCGACAGGGCUCCAAGUCAGUUGCGACUAGUGGAGAAUAGCGGAGAAUGCGAGACUAUACCUGGUGUCAAUCAGGCUUCUGGUUAUGCGGACAUCGACGCAAAUAACAGCAUGUGGUUCUGGUUUUUUGAGGCUCGCGAGCACCCCGAGACUGCGCCCCUAACGCUCUGGCUCCAAGGCGGACCGGGAGGUUCUGGACUUGUUGGUUUAUACCAAGAACACGGUCCUUGCAGAAUCAAUAACGAUAGCUCAACGGUGUCAUUCAACCCAUUCUCGUGGAACAACGCGUCGAACAUGAUUUACAUCGAUCAACCCAUCGGGACGGGCUUCUCCAACGGUGAUCGACAGCUGAAUAAUUCGGUCGCGGCUGCGGCCGACGUGUGGCAGGUUUUGCAAAUCCUCUUUGCAGAUGCGCGUUUCGAGGAGUUCCAAUAUAACGAUUUCGGGGUCUGGACCGAAUCUUACGGUGGGCAUUAUGGUCCAAUCUUCGCUCAAUACUUCUUGGACCAGAACGCAGCCAUCGCCAACGGCAGCAUCCGCGGUGUGCCCAUUAAUAUGAAAGUUCUGGGAAUCGGUGAUGGGCUAACUGAUCCUCUCAUUCAGUAUGAGAGCUACCUGACCUACGCUCAAUCCAAUCCGUACUUCCCAACGACUACCAACGAUACCAUUCAGUCUGCGACCGACUUCUGGAAUCAGCAAGGCGGCUGCAAAGACAUGAUUCAUCAGUGCUAUGAUUCGCUGGACCCGACGACAUGUUCUUCCGCCCAGAAUUUUUGCGACGCCCUCAUCACGCACCGUCUCGCCGGCAAUCAGGACGAGGACUACAUCCUUGCUGACUUCUCCGAUACGUAUCCCCCGGAUAUCACACAGUACGCCAACAAUACUACCCGCAAGCAGCGUAUUGGCGCUGUUGGAGAUUUUGAAGAAGUGAACUCCGAGGUUCUGUUCGAGUUCCAAGGAGAAUGGAUGCAGAACUCGCGCCCUAUGCUUGAGGCGGUUGUUGAUGCAGGCAUUCGGACGGUUCUCUAUGUCGGUGAUGCGGACUACCUGUUCAACUACUUCGGUGUCGAAGCGAUGCUUGAUCAAAUGCAGACGAAGUUCAGCACAGAGUGGGCCGAGCAACAGUUCUCUAACUUCACGGUUCAUGGAGAAUCUGCCGGCCUCUUCAAGAAUGCCGGGACGCUUUCCUACGUACGGGUAUUCGGGGCCGGACACGAAGUUGCCGCAUACAGAUUUGGCACGCUCGGCAGUGGCGAAGCUGCUUACCAGAUUUUCAGUCAGAUCGUCGGUAACAAUCCGUUGUCUGCUACGUAGUGGCUACACCUUCGACAUGAAGAUCUGUAUAUACAAAACUGUUCAUCAUGAGACUACGGCUGCUGGUCCACGGUGUCAUCACAGGAUUCCAAAUUGAUUAGAAGUUAGACCAGAACCAUCGUCGGGGCGGUCGCAUCCCCGUGGCACGACCUAACUUGGCCGUGUCGUCAUCCCCAUCCGAAGCCAUCCAAUACCACUCGUAUUGUUCGUUCUCCGUCAAGCCAUCCUUGAUGACUUUCAACCACUUCUUCCCAAAUUCCGCCCUGUAAAUGUAGAUGAGGUCGUGAAUUACGGAUGUGCUGAUGUCCAUCCACUCCUCGUCUUCCUCCGAUCCGCUUAGGAUGCGCUCCAAAGUGGUGAUGCAGAUAUUGUCGCCGACCCACGCUCCGCGAUGCAGCUUCGCGGUGACCUCGUUCUUCGCCAUAGAGAUGCUAUCGUCCUCAGACCAAGCGAUGCGCGUCAGCAAGGCUUGGCCGAGAUCCGGCAAACAGUUGGGCAAGAAAGGUUGAGCGUCGUUCGGGCGUUUAGCGAGCUUUGCAAUCUCGGAUGCGCGGACAUACUCCUUCUUGCUAAGGUUGCAAAGCACCCAAUCCUUCCGGUCUGUCGGGUACGUGACCGCCAUGAGAGCAUCGAACCUCUUGCGAUCAGCUUUAGUGAAGCGAGCGUACCACUCGUUGAUCUCGUCCGGCCAACGCUUGGGGUCGUAGAACGCGUGCGCCCCUCGCCAAAGAUUGUGCGGCUCCACCUUGAGCUGGUGAAUCCCGCCAUAGGACAUGUCGGCUUUGUCGGUCCCGGCGGAGUCGCGUUUCCCUUCGAUCUCAGCGCGUUCCUGAGCCGUAUAGAGUGAUUUGGGGACAUCUUCGUAACUGGCGUAAUCUCCCAAACAGACGACACGGCAACACGCCCAAGGUGCUGCGCAACCGUCUCGCGCGUCUUCUACGGUGUAACGUGCGAGGUCGAAGACCCGUCGGCAUGUAACCGCGAAGGCGGCGAGGGUCUGGAGGCUGGUGAAGGAUCCGGUGAUCUUCAGCAAGAGCUCGUUCGGAAGUGAGAAUAAACCGGUCGAUUGGGCGACAUUGGCAACGGUGGGCGUCGCCUUGAAGACGCUGUCAAGGUCCGGUCUAGAGUGCGGCAAGGUGAUGCUCCUCACAAGGAAUCCUUGCUUGCUGAAGAAAAAUUCACCCAAUUUCGCCAGUCCAUUUCGUUCGCCGAUCUCGCGUUUGUCAACGUUGUAAAAGUCCCAAUACUGGCCCAUGAUGGUUCACAGUUAUGAACUAAGAGGUGGAUACAAGAGGACUGUGCAAAAAUAGC
Messenger RNA from Dichomitus squalens LYAD-421 SS1, 2960 nucleotides. RefSeq names its product serine carboxypeptidase. Bases 183 to 1649 code for a protein of 488 amino acids. Gene Ontology annotation, cellular component: fungal-type vacuole. The transcript is spliced from 15 exons. The record is from RefSeq and is a predicted model, not a curated record. Gene Ontology annotation, molecular function: serine-type carboxypeptidase activity. Gene Ontology annotation, biological process: proteolysis. Lineage: Eukaryota; Fungi; Basidiomycota; Agaricomycetes; Polyporales; Polyporaceae.